GAGAACUGUCAUGGCGCCGGGUAUGUCGAAAUUUUGCCUCUCUGCCGUCUGCUUCGCCGUUUUCUCCUCUUUCUCCCAGCUGUCUUCCACCGGGUGAGCGCGGGACCCUCUUCCAAUUAUGGCUCAGUGACGGACCUUCGCGCUGUCGCGGUCUUUUGCCAGGCACGAAACGACCAGAGAAGUCGUGUGAAGUGCAGUACUGCGCAACCCGUGGACAUACUGCGACAUGCGCUGAACUGCAGUAGUGCAGAGAACUUCAAAAUUUUUGCUGACGUCGGAACAUUUUCCACCGUUAUAUCAGCACGGCUACCGAUUUUUAUUGUGCAAUACGAGAAGAAUUCAGUAACUCUAUUUUUUUAUGACAAGACUUAAUAGCAGAUUUUCUUGAUAUAUCUGGCUGGCAGUUUCUUUAUAGGAAAUUGACUGGCUCCUCGUCUCAGGGCUUCCAAAAGUUUUUCUGUUGUUGACAAACUGUGAAUUGCAUCAGUUCUGAGCAAUCAAAGGAAAGCUCCUUGGAGUAAUCUACACGAACAAGAUGUCCAAGACAACAAAGAAGAAGCACGUUGCCAGGGAGGUCUUGGAGGAGUUCGUUUUGCCAGAGGGGGAUCAACAAAUUGUCAGGGUAGUGGCCAGUAGAGGGGGUAACCUACAUGAGGUGGAGACAGUCAAUGGUGACCACUUCUUGGCAAGCAUGCCCACCAAGUUCAGGAAGAACAUCUGGAUCAAAAGAGGAGACCAUGUCAUAGUUGAGCCCAUUGAAGAAGGUGACAAGGUUCGGGCUGAGAUCCAGUUUGUUCUGUACCGUGACCAGAUCAAGUACAUCAUAGAGGAGGGAGCAUGGCCUCAAGCUUUUGAAGUCUUAGGGCUGACAGACAAGCAACAGGAUCAAAAUGGUCACCAAACUGAAAGCAAAGCAGACCCUCUUGCCUCAAACAACAACAAAGGUACACCUGCAGAUUCAGAGGAAGAUGAGGACUCUGAUAAUGAUGAUGACCUGUUUGUCAACACCAACCGUCCGGUUGUGGAGAUGUACACUGACACGGAAGACUCCAGUGAGGAGGAAGAGGAAGAGGAGGAGGAAUACAGACAAGAAGAUGGGGAGGCUAUUGAUGAAUAGACAUUGAUGCUCCUUUUAGACUGCUUUUAUAUAUGCAGUGUGAAGAGACUUUGUGUCAGAGACUUAAGACCUAUGGACAUCAACAUUGGACCCAAAUGCUUCACUAAAAAUAGUUUGAAGUGGCAUUAGAUUGAUCAAUAGAUGACAGGGCUCCUAUCAAAGCAAUCUUCAUAAUUGGGAUACAUGUACUUGCAGAAAAGUACGUGUACAAACAUGUAUGUACGUUUUGCAUAAGAUAUCUUAGAACGUGAUACAAUGUAUUGGGAAGAGAUUAAGAUACAUAAACCACAUAUCCUUUAAUUG
Messenger RNA from Branchiostoma belcheri (Belcher's lancelet), 1420 nucleotides. Its product is annotated as probable RNA-binding protein EIF1AD. The coding region runs from base 536 to 1117 and encodes 193 amino acids. Gene Ontology annotation, biological process: translational initiation. NCBI's taxonomy places the organism in Eukaryota, Metazoa, Chordata, Leptocardii, Amphioxiformes, Branchiostomatidae. The transcript is spliced from 5 exons. The record is from RefSeq and is a predicted model, not a curated record. Gene Ontology annotation, molecular function: RNA binding; translation initiation factor activity. Gene Ontology annotation, cellular component: nucleus.